Molecule: messenger RNA, 1217 nt
Organism: Pocillopora verrucosa
Lineage: Eukaryota; Metazoa; Cnidaria; Anthozoa; Scleractinia; Pocilloporidae
Product: prohibitin 1
Biological process (GO): mitochondrion organization
Cellular component (GO): mitochondrion; membrane
Source: RefSeq, a predicted model, not a curated record
UUUCGAACAAAAUGGCUGCAUCUUUCCUCAACAGGCUCGGAAUAUUGGGUAUGGGUAUCGCCUGUGUCGGCGGUGUUGUCAACACAGCCCUUUUCAACGUUGAAGGAGGUCAUAGAGCUGUACUGUUUGAUCGAUUUCAAGGAGUGAAACCUGAGGUAACAGGUGAAGGAACUCAUUUUCUCAUUCCUUGGGUGCAGAAACCAAUUAUAUUUGACAUCCGCAGUCGACCUAGAAAUGUCGCUGUAACAACAGGAAGUAAAGAUUUACAGAAUGUCAAUAUUACUUUAAGAAUUCUGUUUCGACCUCAGCCACAUAUUUUGCCCAAGUUGUACAUGAAUCUUGGGGAAGAUUAUGAUGAGCGUGUUCUUCCUUCCAUCAUCAAUGAAGUGCUAAAGGCUGUGGUGGCCCAGUUUGAUGCUGGAGAGCUCAUAACACAGAGAGAAGUGGUUUCACAAAAAGUGCAGGAUCUACUGACGGAGCGAGCUGCAAGUUUUGGGCUUAUUUUAGAUGAUAUAUCUUUGACACAUUUGACUUUUGGCAAAGAGUUUACAGAAGCUGUGGAAAUGAAACAAGUUGCUCAGCAAGAAGCAGAACGUGCCAGAUUCUUGGUGGAGAAGGCGGAGCAACACAAGCAAGCCACAGUGAUCCGGGCUGAGGGAGACGCUAAGGGAGCAGAGCUUUUAGCAGACGCGUUUAAAGAGGCUGGCGAGGGGCUUGUUGUGCUCAGGAAAAUGGAAGCCGCUGAGGAAAUCGCAGACAAGUUAUCUCGUUCAAGAAAUGUAGCGUACCUUCCUCAUGGACAGAAUAUGUUGUUGAAUCUGCCUGUCGGUCGUCAGUAAGGAUAUGACGUAGAAAAAGAUUGAGACGAAAAACACGGCCAUAGCUAAAACUUAAACAGUUAAGAAUUGACACUUUUCGGAUAACUUGUGUUUCGUCUUGAAAUUCGAAGUUAAACUUUCAAGCUCAAAAAAAAUCGCACCAAAAAGUGACGAUGAAAUUCAACAGAUCCUAGCAAUGAUUUUCGUGGGUGAAACUAUAAUAUUGAACUACCUAUCUAGGUGUUUCGUUAUCAGCUUCCACAUGUUAGUAGUUGGAUUUCAAAGGUUUUUCGGGGAACGAGUUUUUCCUGUAAGUUAUCUGUCGGUGAGGUAAAUAUGUGAAAUUGCACGAUUUGUAAUGAAUCAACUGAUCAAAAAUAUACACGCCUCUUUCAAUUA